Molecule: messenger RNA, 3519 nt
Organism: Trichoderma reesei QM6a
Lineage: Eukaryota; Fungi; Ascomycota; Sordariomycetes; Hypocreales; Hypocreaceae
Exons: 3
Biological process (GO): regulation of transcription by RNA polymerase II
Source: RefSeq, a predicted model, not a curated record
GCCGCCUCGGAACCGCCCCAGAAGCGGCGUAGAUAUGUGCCUGGAGGCCCUGGCGGCGGCGGCCGGUAUCUGGACGCCGACUCCAUCCAGACGCCCAACACGGCCCGCACCACCACGGGCUCGCGAUCCCGAACCUCGACCGCCCGCCUCGCCCUCAACGGUGCCUCGCCCUCCAUGCCCCCGCGGCGGGAGCGGAGCACGCGGGCCCGGGCUGCUGCCAACGAAGACAGCGAUGAGAUGCGAUGGGGGUCCGCCGCCGCCAUGGCUGCCUCCGUCAAGCAGGCCGAAGACUACAAGCCUCGCGAGGAGCGCAGCUGGGAGGAGUUCCAUCCAAACCUUGAUAUAGACCUGCCCUUUGUCAUCUUUGCCGCCCACGACGUCGACGGGGUCGCCGUGCACGAGGCGCCCAACACGCCCGCGGUGGAUGCGCCGCUGCCUGCCACGCCGCAUCUGGACGCCAUGACGCCGUCCAGGCCCGUCAACCCAGCCUCGACGGGCAACACGCCCAACCCGCAGGCAGCGCGCGGCCCAGAUGGCGACGUUGACGACUCAGCUGCCGGGACCCCAUCAUCGAGACGCCCUCGCCGAUCCACCCGCGAGGUCGUCAGCUUCUACAACGUCCGACCCCUCGACUUUGCUCCCACGCCCAAGACCCCCAAGAUCCUCCCCAUCCAGAACCAGACGCCAAAGGAGCGCCUCGACCUCAAACUGCCCUCAUACAGAAAGACCAACCGCAUCGAGUUGUUUGAAAGCAAGACUUUUGGCCAGGCGCGCUAUGUUGAUAAGGCCAUGAGCAACGUUGGCUACCAGGAAAGCGACAACUUUAUCCGAUCCGAACGCACGCUUAUCAAGGCCACCGACAGCAACGCAGACGACGAAUUUGAGCAGUAUUCGGUGGCUGCCGGCGACGAGCACGCGCACCAGUCCAGGCUUGGCCGUGUCGAGUACGACAUGGACGAGCAGGACGACAUGUGGCUCGAGCAGUACAACGCCCAGCGCAAGGCCAACGAGCUGCAGGCCAUUACGCGCGAGAUCUUUGAAAUCACAAUGACCAAGAUUGAGAAGGAGUGGCACGCCCUCGAGCGGCGGAUACCGAAACCCAACCCCAAGCCGCCGCAGACGCAUCGGCCGCGGUCCAGCUCGGCCGUGGCCGUUAACGGCGAGACCCACGGCGGCGAAGAGCCGGACAGCAAGUGCGCCAUAUGCGACGACGGAGAUUGCGAAAACACAAACGCCAUUGUCUUUUGCGACGGCUGCAACCUCGCGGUUCACCAAGAAUGCUACGGUGUGCCUUUUAUUCCGGAGGGUCAGUGGCUUUGCCGGAAAUGCCAACUGUGCGGUCGCGGAAUUCCAACUUGCAUCUUUUGCCCCAACACAGACGGCGCCUUCAAGCAAACAAACUCGUCAAAAUGGGCCCAUCUACUCUGUGCCAUGUGGAUUCCCGAAGUGUCUCUAGGAAAUCACACCUUUAUGGAGCCUGUCAUGGAUGUCGAAAAGGUCCCCAAGACCCGGUGGAAGCUCACCUGCUACAUCUGUCGGCAGAGGAUGGGCGCCUGCAUCCAGUGUGGCAACAAGAACUGCUAUCAAGCCUUCCACGUCACCUGCGCCAGAAGGGCCCGGCUAUUCCUUAAGAUGAAGACUGUCCAGGGCACUCUGGCUGUCCUGGACGGCAGCAUGGUUCUCAAGGCAUUCUGCGAUAAGCAUUGCCCACCGGAUCACGCCCAAGAGAACCAGGUCCAUCAGGCAACGCGAGCCGCCAAGAAGUUCUAUAAGAGGAACAUGCGCGGUCGCAUCUGGGCCGACAACCAAGCCAUGGCCAAUGUCAUUGCCGCGCAGCAUCGCACUGCCAUCACCGAACAUCCGCCCGACGAAAGCCAGAUGACGGGGGCUAAGAACCUGGCGAUCCUGGGCGACAAGAAGAAGGGCCAGCCUCCCAAGAAUCUGUGGAAGCUGCCGUCGGGAGCGCCCAUCAUCCCCCAGGUCGUCUUCGACAUUGUCGAAGCAUCCAUCCAGCGCUUCUCCUUUGGCAAGCGCAAAGACUUCCUCAGCGAGGCUUGUCGCUACUGGACCCUGAAGAGAGAGGCACGUAGGGGUGCCGCGCUCCUCAAGCGGCUGCAGCUGCAGAUGGAGUCGUUUUCCUCCAUGGAGCUGACGAGGCGCAAUUUUGCCGCCAUGGGUCCUAGCGGUAAGGCAAGACUGGCCCGUCGCAUCGAGUUUGCCCAAGGCAUCAUUCACGAGCUGGAGCAGCUCAAGUCCAUCGCCGCCGACAUUGUGCAGCGUGAACAGCUCAAGCUGGAGGCUGCCGAGCUGGAACAGGACUUUGUGGACGAGUGCUACUUUCCAACGGCCAAGCUGUUGGUGCCCGUGGUCGAAAAGGCUAUCUCGCUGGAUAAGGGACUCUUCACAGCCGGCUUGAACGAACUGCAAGCCAGCGUCGACAAGCGGGUAUAUGUCAACACUCUGGCUUUUGCACAGGACCUUGGCGAAGUCAUCAGCAAGGGCAUCUUGAACCCGCCCGAACUCUUAAAUUCCGCCCACCGCGCCUCAGCGGAAGGGGAGGUUGGCAACGAUGACAGCGGUGCCAACAUCAGCACCAACUCCAUCGCUGUAUCAAUAUUCUCAGACAUUCGAGAGCGACGCAAGCUGGGGAAGCGCAUUCUCAAGGCGGUACAGCCGUUGCUUGAAGCGUCGCUGCAGGUCGAGGCAGAAAUUUCCACCAAGCCGUCUGAGGGAUUGCAGAGGGAGCUGGAGGCCCUUCUCGAAGCCAGCACCGAUAUUGGGCGGCAAUCCAACGCAACGGGUCACCUCGCAAACGACUCGGCGGCUGAAGACACCAUUAUGCUGGACGCGCCUGACCCGUCCUCCGAGGCCCAACCUUCCAUUAAGAGUGAAUCCUUGGCUGGCGGGAGUGUUGUUGUUUCCAACGCCGGCGACCUCAUGGACACUGGCGAGAAUGAAGAUGACGGUGAAGACAGUGGCCGUGUGGUGGAGGAGGAAGGCGACAGCAUCGAGGUCAACACCGUGGGGCUAGGCAUCAUGACGGGCCGAUCCUCGGGGGGCCUCGGCAUAACCACCGAGAUGAACAUUAAAUCGGCGCGGAUCAACUCGGCGGCCAUCUCCUCCGAGACUCCUCCCAACAGCACGAGCAGCUACGUCGUCAUGUCCCGGCCAUCUCAGGAUGGGCCGCCGACCCCACCGCAGAGUAAUGGAAGCCUGGGUAACGAGUCGGCCGAUCCUCUCUCGGAGGGAGGCGUCCUGUGGUAUCUCAAGGCGCUCGAGCCGCACGGCACGUCUAUUCUCGAGGAGCACUGGGCCGCUGGUCGAGAUGCGGUGCGGACGCUCAGCGAGGAACUGACAGAUCUUGAUGACGAAGACUUCAAGGACCUCGGGAUCGACAUUGACGAUGCGGUGGCGGCUGCGGUGAUGGACACAGAGGAGCCCAAAGGGGCUUCGAGCGGAGGGAGCGCCAAGAAUAAGGCGAGUAGAAUAAAGAAACGAAGAGCGACUAGACGGCGGUAG